UUUUUACUAUCUCCACCGCUAACGUCUUAUGUUGGAUGAAAAAAAAGCCUGUAAAGUCUACACCUAACAGAGUCUAUUAAUCAGUGCAUUAUGCCUGAUGAAAUGGCGAGGCCUUUAAUCCGAGGAGGAGGCUCCAGACAUCUCGAAGCCUCCAUGUCUGAAGCAGGCGCUCCAGUUGUUGGAAUCCUGGGUACGGGUGACUUCUCCCGUUCGCUGGCGAGAAGGCUGGUGGCCUCCGGCUACCAAGUGGUGGUGGGGAGUCGAAACCCCAAACGCUCUGUGGCUUUGUUCCCUGAAGAAGCCGAGGUGACGUCCCAGAUGGAGGCAGCCAGCCAGGCAGACCUUGUCUUUGUCGCUGUGUUCCCGGAGCACCACUCCACGCUGGUGGAGCUGAAGCCGGCACUAGCUGGAAAGACGCUGGUGGAUGUCAGCAACGGUCUGAGAAUCAACCGCGACGGGCCUUCGCACGCCGAGCAGCUGGCCGACUUGUUUCCAGAGAGCACUGUCGUCAAAGGGUUUAACACCAUAUCAGCCUGGACCCUCCAGAGGGGGCCUCGGGAUGGAAGCAGGCAGAUUUUCCUGUGCAGUAACAGCAGCAAGGCCAAGAGCUCGGUGAUGCAAAUCUGUCGUAGAAUGGGCUUCGUCCCCGUCGACAUGGGCCUCCUCUCCUCUUCUCUGGAGAUCGAAAACCUCCCCCUCUUUCUGUUUCCCUCCUGGCGCCUCCCAGUCCUCUGCACUCUGACCCUGUUCCUCUUCUUCUACGUGUACAACUUCGUCCGCGACGUCCUGCGGCCCUACGUCAAAGCAGAGAAGAGCGUUUUCUACAAAAUGCCUAUCGAGAUGGUCAAUGUCACGCUUCCCUCCGUGGCAUUGGUGAUGCUCUCUCUGGUCUAUCUGCCUGGUUUGUGCGCCGCUUUUCUCCAGCUGUGGUGGGGCACAAAGUACAAUCGCUUCCCGAACUGGCUGGACCGGUGGCUGACCAGCAGAAAGCAGUUUGGGCUGUGUAGCUUCCUGUGUGCGGGUCUUCAUGCCAUCUAUAGUCUGUGUCUCCCCAUGAGGAAGUCUGCCCGCUACAAACUGCUCCUGGCUUUUAAACAGAUGGAGGAGGGGGGGGCGGAGGACUUGUGGAAUGACGAGGAGGUGUGGAGGAUGGAGCUGUACCUCUCAGUGGGCAUCAUGGCCCUCGGGCUGCUCUCUCUGCUGGCUGUCACCUCGCUGCCUUCAGUGGCCAACGCUGUCAACUGGAGAGAGUUCAGCUUUAUACAGUCCACACUGGGUUACUGUGCCUUGUCCAUGGCCACCCUCCACACACUCCUCUUCGGCUGGAACCGUGCCUUUGAUUCAGCCCAGUACCACUUCAACCUGCCGCCCACCUUCAUACUGGUCCUGAUUAUUCCCCUGGCGGUUCUGCUGGGCCGCCUGGCUCUCUUCCUACCCUGCAUGGCCCGGCGGCUUGCACAGAUCCGCCGUGGCUGGGAGAAGAGCCGACACAUCCGCUUCACUCUGCCAGAUGACGACUGCCGCAACGGGCUGGAGGACGUCAGUAAUGUGUGAGAAACACACUGUAAGCUUCAACCCAGAGCUGAGGACGAACACUAUUCACUUCUGGUAUAAUUUAUGCAAAACUGUCACUGUUACACUUCUAAUGAACCUGUUGAAUUUUGCAUAAGUUCAUAACUGAGUCUUUGAAAUAAGAUUUCUUCGCUCUCCUCAGCAGAGGUAGACGUACCCUUCCUCUUGGCUUGUGCAUUCCUGUCAGUUAAAGGUUUUCAUUUUUAUUUUGUCUCUUCUUGCACUUAAAGAUGGCUGCUCAGAUUAUUGUCAGCCAGCCUGCGACAUUUUGUCCACAUGCUAAAAUGGCAACAGACAUGGUUUUGUGUUGUUUUUGCUGUCACUGAUGAAACUCCAGUGUUUCUUCUUCUUUUGUUUUACAUUUUAUUUUGCAACACUUUGAAAAUUUAAUGUGCUGUCACAUUAAUUCAAACUAAAAGCAACUGUAUGAAAAUUAUUGGGCUGGUGAGGGAGGUGAAACUUAUCCUUCCCCAGUAUUAUAUAUAUUUUCUUUGGACUUUUCGGUGAAGAUUCUCAGUCAUCCAGGUCAUGGUAAUCGUAAGUGCUAUAUCGUAGGCAACUGGACUUGCUUGCAUUUCUUGGAAGACGUUUCGCCUCUCAUCCAAGAAGCUUCUUCAGUUCUAAAUGACUGGUACGAACCAGUUGGCCAGGUGGGUCAACGACUCACAUUGUGACCUUAACGACUCUGAAACUAAGAGCUCACGUGACCCCUACGACUCUGCAAGGGUUCCCACCCACACAGGGUUUAUAGCCUGCAACUUCGUACCAGUAAUUUAGAACUGAAGAAGCUUCUUGGAUGAGAGGCAAAACGUCUUCAAGAAACGCAAGCAAGUCCAGUUGCCAACGAUAUAGCACUUACGAUUUUGUUUGGACCUUCCCCUCAACCUCAGAACCAGUUAUUGUUUGAUUACAGUAAAGCCUCUGGGGGGCAAUGGCCGAUAUUUCGGGAGUUUUGGUGUAGUCAGUGGAUAUCCAGGCCAAGACUUCCUCUUCCAUGCCCCGCUCGUUGUUUACAAUUCAGUUAGUAACUUGAGAAAGGUCCGGACAAAAUUGUGGCUAGUCUCUAUAAACAGGUAUCUGUGUUUGAAUGCUGAUAAAUUAGGGAAAAACUAGUACCAAGCAAAAUCGUCUGAGAUGAUAGAUAGAUUCUGAUACUGCAUUCAGCAUUCCACCUCUUUUGCUCUUCAGGCGGACCCAGUAUCUCUACGUGAUAAACCAUUAUUGAGUUUAUUCAGGUCCUGGAACCAUUAAUAAUUUAAAGAGGCAAAGUGUAAAGAAUUUUAGAUGAUGUACCCCAUUUAAAUAUUUCAUGUCCUCCACUAUUACACAAACUAGAAGUGAAAUUUGAAAUUACCAAAUGCACGGCAUAUGAGCCAAUUUAAGUGUUUGAACCAAGGGCUGAUAAACGUUAACUUCCUGUUUUAUGCGUAUAGGAAUUUGCUUUUUUUAUGUAGUUAUAAAUGCAAAGAAAGCUUUAUGUGUCUUGGUUCUAGCUUGUUAGCGUUGGAAGAACAGGUGAUCAAGUUUGUGAGUUCAAGGACUGAAAACAUGCAGAACUGAUCAUGUUAGGUGUGUUUCAAGAGAGUUCGACAGUGUUCCCUUAAAAAAGAAAAAUGACAAAAUGGCCACCCCUCCCUCUUACAAUAAUUUUUGUACAGUCCCUUACUCAGGUGGUCUUUACAGUGUAACUAGAAAGCCACAUCUGAGGCAUUCCUGCAUCUCUAGUUGCCACAGUUGUGAAGUACAGACAAGUGGUUACACAAUUUUAGAAAACUGCCAUUGAUGAGUUUUUUAUUUUUAAAUAUGGUUACAAUAUAGUGUUGUACUAAACUGACCUGCUGUACAAGUACACAUCUUACUUACAAACAUAUCAAGAGGGUGUUACAGAACUUUUUUUUUUUUUUACUGUUUUUAUCAUGAGCUGUUGUGUGAUUUCAGCAGUUUUUGUUUCAUUAUAUGAAUUUGUAUUUUCUCAGUUUCAUGUGUUCUUGCCAAAGAUGAUUCUCCGUUAUGUGAUCGGUAGAUUUCUAACUGAAUCCUAAUUAAAACGUCAUUGUGAAGUAGUGAAAUUUAAGCAGUCUAACAAAAGCAUGAAUGUAGAUUUCAAAUGGAAAUUUCUAGAACAUAGAAUAAAGCGUUUUUCUACAUUUUUUUGCUAUUGUAUUUAUGUUUUAAUUAAAGUGAAAUAGAUUUGUUGUGGAUGAUUCAUGUCAAGAUUUCUCAACUGAGUCAAAGGCUGAUAAAAACUUCAUUUAAUAUGUGAAUGCUGCCAUCUUGUGGCAGAACAAUAAUAGUCUCCAAAUGUCUCCCAAAGCUAUAUAUAUAUAUAUAUAUAUAUAUAUAUAUAUAUAUAUAUAUAUAUACAUAUAUAUAUAUAUAUUUUUUUUUUUUGUUAUGUGUAUAUGUACUUUGGAAAACACAAAAGCAAAAACUGAUAUU
Messenger RNA from Epinephelus moara (kelp grouper), 4011 nucleotides. RefSeq names its product metalloreductase STEAP3-like. Gene Ontology annotation, biological process: copper ion import. Bases 91 to 1554 code for a protein of 487 amino acids. The transcript has 8 exons. Gene Ontology annotation, molecular function: cupric reductase (NADH) activity; ferric-chelate reductase (NADPH) activity. Lineage: Eukaryota; Metazoa; Chordata; Actinopteri; Perciformes; Serranidae. Gene Ontology annotation, cellular component: endosome; plasma membrane. The record is from RefSeq and is a predicted model, not a curated record.